GGUACCCCUGGGAAGACUUCCACUCCCAGCAUGCUGUACUUCGGAACUCUGAAUCCCAGAAUGCAACGCUCUCUCGCUCCCAGAGCUCCAUCGAGACUACAGUUCCCGGCAUGCAGCGCCGCCCCCAGUCUCCGGCGCCCCGCUGGACGCUGCUUCGGAGAGACCUUUCGGGGCGGGCCCUGAAAUCUCAGCCCGCUUUGGGGCUUGUGUCCGCGGGGCAGUUCUGGCGUUUUGGGCCUGUCCGGACGAAGCCUCGAAGGGAUUGGUUGGGGCCUGGCCUGGGCUUCCCUCAGGCAGCGUUUGAGGCAGCCCUCACAGGGUCCUCCGGGGGCCUUUCUCCCUUUGAACUGCGGUGGCGGGCGGGUGCGCUGUCUACUGCACCCCUCAGAGCCGGGGCCGCCAUCACCAUGGCCACGGCUGCGAGUCGGCCCUGCCCCGGCGGGUCGCGGGACAUCCUGUGGCGCGUUUUGGGCUGGCGGAUAGUUGCAAGUAUUGUCUGGUCAGUGCUGCUUCUACCCAUCUGUACCACAGUAUUUAUAAUCUUCAGCAGCAUUGAUUUAUUUCAUCCUAUUCAGUGGCUUUCUGAUUCUUUCAAUGAUCUGUAUAGUUCCUAUGUAAUCUUUUACCUCCUGCUGCUGUCAGUGGUAAUAGUAAUAAUAAGUAUUUUUAAUGUGGAGUUCUAUGCAGUUGUGCCUUCCAUUCCCUGCUCCAGACUGGCACUGAUAGGGAAGAUCAUUCACCCGCAGCAGCUCAUGCACUCAUUUGUCCAUGCUGCAAUGGGAAUGCUCGUGGCUUGGUGUGCUGCGGUGAUAACCAAGGGUCAAUACAGUUUUCUUGUGGUUCCCUGCACUGGUACUGAGAGUUUAAAUAGCCCUGCUGCACAGACCUGCUUAAAUGAGUAUCACCUUUUUUUUCUACUGGCUGGAGCAUUUAUGGGCUACAGCUAUAGUCUCCUGUAUUUUAUUAACAACAUGAACUAUCUGCCAUUUCCCAUCAUACAGCAAUACAAGUUCUUACGCUUCAGGAGAUCUCUGCUCUUGUUAGUUAAGCAUAGUUGUGUGGAAUCGUUGUUCCUGAUUAGAAAUUUCUGCAUCGUCUAUUAUUUUCUUGGCCAUAUUCCCAAAGCUUGGAUUAGCACUGCGAUGGACCUUCAGAUAGAUGAGCAGUUUCGCAGGCCUCUUGACACUGUGCGUGGCCUCUUGAAUCUCUCGUUACUCUACCAUGUCUGGCUAUGUGGUGUCUUUCUUCUGAUGACUUGGUAUAUCUCAUGGAUACUCUUCAAAAUCUUUGCCACAGAGGCUCAUCUGUUCCCUGUUCAGCCACCAUUUUCAGAAGAGUCAGAUGAAUGCCUCCCGAAGGUUUUAAACAGCAAUCCUCCCCUCAUCAUAAAGUAUUUGGCCUUGCAGGACCUGAUGUUGCUUUCUCAGUAUUCUCCUUCACGAAGACAAGAAGUUUUUAGCCUUAGCCAACCAGGUGGACAUCCCCACAAUUGGACAGCCAUUUCAAGGGAGUGUUUGAAUCUUUUAAAUGAUAUGACUCAGAAACUGGUUCUCUACCAAGAAGCUGCUGCUACGAAUGGGAGAAUGGUGUCCUCAUACUCCAUGGAACCCAAGAAAUCGAAUUCUCCAGAAGAAACUACUUUUCAGACCCCGAAAUCUAGCCACAUGGCUCGGCCCUCAGUGCCACCGCUAGUUAAGACGUCACUGUUUUCCUCCAAAUUAUCUACACCUGAUGUUGCAAGUCCUCUCGGAAGCCCAUUUGGCUCUAGUGUCGUGAAUCGGAUGGCUGGAAUUUUUGAUGUAAAUACCUGCUAUGGGUCCCCUCAAAGUUCUCAGCUAAUAAGAAGAGGGCCAAGAUUGUGGACUUCUGCUCCGGAUCAGCAGAUGACUGAAUUUUCUAAUCCUUCUCCAUCUACCUCUGUUAGUGCUGAGAGUAAGACAGCGAGACAGCCCAGUAUGAUUUACUCAUGGAUUCAGAAUAAACGUGAACAGGUUAAGAAUUUCUUAUCAAAACGGGUGCUGAUAAUGUAUUUUUUCAGUAAGCACCCAGAGGCCUCUAUUCAGGCUGUUUUUUCAGAUGCCCAAAUGCAUAUUUGGGCAUUGGAAGGUCUGUCUCAUUUAGUAGCAGCAUCAUUUACCGAAGAUAGAUUUGGAGUUGUCCAGACUACACUACCAGCUAUUCUUAAUACCUUGUUGACGCUGCAAGAGGCAGUCGACAAGUACUUCAAACUUCCUCAUGCUUCCAGUAAACCACCUCGGAUUUCAGGAAGCCUUGUGGAUGCUUCCUAUAAGACGUUAAGAUUUGCAUUUAGAGCAUCACUAAAAACUGCCAUCUAUAGAAUAACUACUACAUUUGGUGAACAUCUGAAUGCUGUGCAAGCAUCUGCAGAACAUCAGAAGAGACUUCAACAGUUCUUGGAGUUCAAAGAAUAGCUCAGUAAUAUAAACUGUGUUCAUUACACUGCUGAUACAGCUACAGAUGGGACAGUAAAUGUUCAGCAUUCUUGGAUCAGAAGAAAAUGGACUAAUUAGAUGCUUCCUUUGUCGUGGUGGUUGCUUUGAAAACUAUACUUUAAUGGGAGAAAUCAUGGAAAGAAAUUCUCAACAGAAUAACCGAAAACUGCCUUUUCUGUACCGAUUGCUUUUUGUGUGUGUGACAGUAUAAUAAAAUCUUUAUUCAAUUUUA
Molecule: messenger RNA, 2685 nt
Organism: Ailuropoda melanoleuca (giant panda)
Lineage: Eukaryota; Metazoa; Chordata; Mammalia; Carnivora; Ursidae
Gene: NDC1
Product: NDC1 transmembrane nucleoporin
Exons: 18
Coding region: 111-2432 (773 amino acids)
Biological process (GO): nuclear pore organization
Cellular component (GO): nuclear pore transmembrane ring
Molecular function (GO): protein-macromolecule adaptor activity
Source: RefSeq, a predicted model, not a curated record